Oncorhynchus nerka (sockeye salmon) is the source of this 382-nucleotide messenger RNA. RefSeq names its product basic salivary proline-rich protein 1-like. The transcript has 3 exons. The record is from RefSeq and is a predicted model, not a curated record. NCBI's taxonomy places the organism in Eukaryota, Metazoa, Chordata, Actinopteri, Salmoniformes, Salmonidae. The coding region runs from base 58 to 369 and encodes 103 amino acids.
GCCUCCCUCACUCCUCCUGUCACCUUGACACAAAGCCUGCCCAUUCAGACCCCACCGAUGGGACCGCCUGAGGUGUCAAUCUCUCCUGACCCCGCCCCUGAACCACACCGGGCGGAGCCACGGCACUUGGCCAAUCACAACGAGCCACCGCCGCCAGGUGAGAUGGAGGCGGGGCCUUACAUGGUGUCAGAGCCACCAAUCAGAUCAGCCGACAGCGGACCUCAGGGAUACCACAUGCCUAUGAUUGGUCACCCUCCACCCAUAAGGCCCUCCCACCCAUCAGGUCCACCUCCACAGCCCUCCCAUUCCCACAGAGGAGGACCCAGACCACCUUGGGACAGGUACGACACGGAUCAAACAGGACUCUAGAAUAUAGAGGUCA